AUGCCGCCAAAGGCUGCGGGUGGAUCACUCGACAGCCUCAAAACCCUCGUUCAGUCAACCAUCAGCCUCAUUACUCAGUUCGAAGGAAGCCUUCAUGCCAUCGCUCUCGACAAAGCCUUGCCAGGCUCCUCUUGCACACCUCUCUCCUCCCUCGCGCCCGAUCCUUCCGGCCCCGUCGAUGCGCUCUCCCUAGCCCACGACUCGGCGAGCCUGAUAAAGGCACACACUACCAAAUUGUCCCUCCUCAUCAUCAACGAACCGUUCACACCUUCUGCUAUCGUCACCGUCUUGCGCGAGCUUGUUGCUGGCCCUAUACCUGCUACUGCCACUGCCGUCCAGCUCUGCACCCCUGACACUUAUACCGCCAUCGUGCGCCAAGACCUUGCUUGGAGAUGCUAUCGCGUUCUUAAGGAGCUGAGAGGCUUGGUUGAAGCCAUCCCUCUGAAUGGCAGCGCCCUACCCGCCCAUCGCAAGAACGGAGCCAACGGGGAUAAAGGGAGUAUCGUUACCACUGGCGUCAUUUGGGCUGCGUGUGACGACCUUAUUCUUCUCAAAAAAAUUGGUAUUGCAGGGCUCCUAAUCAAGAAGGCCGAGGAAUAUAAGGACACACUACAGGACGUGUUGGAAGAGCUGAAAGAAUGGAGCGAAGAGGUUGAUGAUGAAGACCAAGAGGAGGAUGAGGAUGAAGGGGACGGAAACCUGCAGCAUAUCACCGACGAUCUACAAAACACUCACCUCUCGGCCCAGGAGAUGAUCGAUAACCUCAUGACAUCUCAGCGCAUACCCCGAGACGAUCCAGAUAGAAUCCGCGAACGCUUGGACUCAUGCCUGAAGCGGUUGCGACUCACCACCUUACUCUACUCGGCCAUCAUCCAGAGGCGGCUAAAGACUCUUCCUCCGUUGAUAGCCGAGCAAGCACCGCCUCUCGCCCGACGUCUAGACGAAGUAUAUCCUCUCUUAAAGAGCUUGCCACAUCGCUUUGGAGAGGUUGCCUGCGCGUUUUACGAUCUGGACACUAGUGCGAUAGACGAGGCAAUGGAUUCCUGCUUCUUUGAUGCGUUUGCUGCGGCAGAAAUGCUUAAAGUCCCUUGGACUGGCACUCAAGAUAAAUUUACGGAGUGGGCGGACAAAUUCCAAGUGGGCAUCAAGAAGCCCGACUAG
This is a messenger RNA of Xylaria bambusicola, 1161 nucleotides long. RefSeq lists its product as uncharacterized. The record is from RefSeq and is a predicted model, not a curated record. Gene Ontology annotation, cellular component: nucleus. The coding region runs from base 1 to 1161 and encodes 386 amino acids. The transcript has a single exon. Gene Ontology annotation, biological process: regulation of cell cycle. Lineage: Eukaryota; Fungi; Ascomycota; Sordariomycetes; Xylariales; Xylariaceae.